CAGAGCUGUUAUUAAAAUGUGGCAAUGAGGAAUUAGACACGCGAACGAAGCUGUAUGGAUGCUGUCAAAAGUCAAAUUCGAUAAAAAGCAAUAUCACUACGACUUGCCGGAUUUGUAUUUUUAAUUUGAGAAAAACAAAAUGAGUUCAAUUGGCACCGGGUAUGAUCUAUCAGCAUCUCAAUUUUCUCCUGAUGGCAGGGUUUUCCAAGUUGAAUAUGCAAUGAAAGCGGUAGAAAAUAGCGGAACAGUAAUAGGACUGCGAGCAAAAGAUGGAAUAAUACUAGCGGCAGAAAAACUUAUUAUGUCAAAAUUACAUGAACCAUCAACUAACAGAAGAAUCUUCAACAUUGAUAAACACAUAGGAAUGGCAUUUUCUGGCUUGAUAGCAGAUGCAAGACAAAUUGUUGAAAUUGCAAGGAAAGAAGCAGCCAAUUAUAGGCUUCAAUAUGGAACAAAUAUUCCUCUUAAGUAUCUAAAUGAUAGAGUCAGUAUGUACAUGCAUGCAUAUACACUAUAUAGUGCUGUUAGGCCAUUUGGAUGUAGUGUGAUAUUGGCAAGCUAUGAAGAUAACGAGCCAUAUAUGUAUUUAAUUGAUCCAUCAGGAGUGAGCUAUGGUUAUUUUGGAUGUGCUACUGGAAAAGCUAAACAAUCUGCAAAAACUGAAAUUGAAAAAUUGAAAUUGGGACAACUUACGUGCAAGGAACUUGUUAAAGAAGCAGCGAAAAUCAUUUACCUUGUGCACGAUGAACUCAAAGACAAAAAUUUUGAAUUAGAACUUUCAUGGGUAUGUAAAGAUACUGAUGGUUACCACGUCAAAGUUCCUGAAUCAGUAUUUGCUGAUGCUGAAAAAGCAGCUAAACAAGCUAUGGAGGCGGAUUCGGAAUCUGAGACUGAAGAAAUGUAAUUUUGGUAGUGAUUAGUAAUGAUUAAUAUAAGUAUAAUUGUUGCCACUUCAAUUUCUAAUAAAGGUUCAAUAUAUUUUA
This is a messenger RNA of Diorhabda carinulata, 983 nucleotides long. It is a transcript of the gene Prosalpha7, whose product is annotated as proteasome subunit alpha type-3. The transcript is spliced from 5 exons. The record is from RefSeq and is a predicted model, not a curated record. Gene Ontology annotation, cellular component: nucleus; synapse; proteasome core complex. Gene Ontology annotation, biological process: ubiquitin-dependent protein catabolic process. Lineage: Eukaryota; Metazoa; Arthropoda; Insecta; Coleoptera; Chrysomelidae. Bases 140 to 904 code for a protein of 254 amino acids.